CCAAUCUUCCCCCUUCUCUCUCUCUCAAACUCAAAAAUCAAUUCCAACAUUCUCUUGUUCUUCAUUAACAUUUCUCUCUCUCUCGCUUGCAAAACAACCAAACCAAACCACAAAAAAAAAAAAAAAAAAGCGAUGUCUUUUCUUACAGAAACCUCAGUUUCGGCUUCUUCUUCUUCAACAAUAACAGAACGACUAAAACUCAGAAAACAACCCAGAAACCAAAUCAACAUGACAGAAACUGAUGUUACUGAUCCAAACCCAGUGCCAGAAAUCCCAUCUAUAAUCCAAUCCACUCGUUCUAAAUCCAGCAUUUCCUCUCUUUUGCUCUCCACUUUCUCCUCCACCAACAAUGAAACAAAAACAAGAAGCUUACAACCUUCAACAAACACAAAAAAGAAAGGAAACCCUUUUAGCCAGUGCACUCUCAGAGGACUUGGCUGCACCGCCUCUGCAUCACAGCAGGUGUCGGUGCGUGCCAUAAUACGUGCAUCAGCUGAUUGGGAAGCUAACAAAGUGAACAAGAAAAAGAAAACAAAGCAGCAGGAACAAGAAAACAAGAAAAAGAAGAAAAGUAGUAAACUUGUUGGUAAUGAGAAUAAUAAUAGUACUAAGGUGCAUCAUCAGCAAGGUGAGGUUUUGAAUGAAGGGAGUGGUUAUAACAAAAGUUGUGGGCUAAUUCAGGAUGUUUGGUGUGGACCUGGAAUUGGGUUUUCAGCUGAUGCUGUUGGCUCUGUGGAUUGUGUUGUGGGAAGGAGAAAUGUGCCUGCUAGAGGGAAGAUUGAUGUUGAAAAGAUCAACCACAGGGAGCCUUCUUGUUCAGCAAGGCGGCCUGUAAAUCCCGAAUCUCUUUUUCUUGAUUCUGAUUCUGACUAUAGUUCAACACCUCCUGAACCUGAUUUCUUUGGAGCUAGAUACUGCCACCAUGUUCGCCUUCCUUCUCUAGAGGGGCUUGCUGAGAUAAUGAUGCUACAGAACGACUUGCUAAAGGGGGGAAGAUUAGAUUCACGUGAUCGAUUUAGUGACUGGAGGCUUGAUAUUGACAACAUGUCAUAUGAGCAAUUGCUGGAACUUGGUGAUAAAAUUGGUUAUGUCAACACCGGAUUGAAAGAAGAUGAGAUAAGCAGAUGCCUCAGAAAAAUUAAGGGCUCAAUUACGAAUGAUGAUUUAACACCAAACUUACCUGUGCAUGUGGAUAAGAAGUGCAGCAUCUGUCAGGAGGAAUAUGAAGCAGAUGAAGAGAUGGGGAAACUAUAUUGUGGACACAGCUUUCACAUUCAAUGUAUAAAGCAGUGGCUUAUGCAGAAAAAUAUUUGCCCUGUUUGUAAGACUGACGCUGCACCUCGAUGCUAAGAGCCAUGGAUUCAAUUUAAACCCUUUUAUUGGAGUAUAGAUUUUGCUCCAGAUUCAAAAGCAAAGAUCUUUUUUGUCUAAGGGUUAAAAAAGUAUAUGAAUUAUAAUUAAAAAAUCGUCUAAAUUUUUUUUUUUUUACAAUCAAUCAACUUUAUC
Molecule: messenger RNA, 1506 nt
Organism: Durio zibethinus
Lineage: Eukaryota; Viridiplantae; Streptophyta; Magnoliopsida; Malvales; Malvaceae
Molecular function (GO): ubiquitin protein ligase activity
Source: RefSeq, a predicted model, not a curated record